Molecule: messenger RNA, 3305 nt
Organism: Ailuropoda melanoleuca (giant panda)
Lineage: Eukaryota; Metazoa; Chordata; Mammalia; Carnivora; Ursidae
Gene: MTHFD1
Product: methylenetetrahydrofolate dehydrogenase, cyclohydrolase and formyltetrahydrofolate synthetase 1
Exons: 29
Coding region: 325-3054 (909 amino acids)
Biological process (GO): tetrahydrofolate interconversion
Cellular component (GO): cytosol
Molecular function (GO): formate-tetrahydrofolate ligase activity; ATP binding; methenyltetrahydrofolate cyclohydrolase activity
Source: RefSeq, a predicted model, not a curated record
AACACGUGGGUUGGGUUGUCCGGCGCGCGGGUGGAGCUAGUGGAUCCUCAAUUUUGGUGGUGUCCAUCGUGGGCAGCGGACUAAUAAAGGCCAUGGCACCGGCGGAAAUCCUGAACGGGAAGGUGGUCUCCGCGAUACAUAAAUGAGUGUGCCUAUCACAAGUAUACAGCUCAGUGAAUUUUUUGCAACUGAACUUACCUGAGUAACUAGCACCCAGAUCAAGAAGUGGCAUUGGCACCCCCAGAAGCCCUCCCUCCUAUACCUUCCAGUUACCACGCCCCGCAAAGGCAAAUAAGGGAGAGGCUGAAGAACCAAGUCACUCAGAUGAAGGAGCAAAUUCCUGGGUUUAUACCAGGCCUGGCGAUUUUACAGGUUGGCGACAGAGAUGAUUCUAAUCUUUAUAUAAAUGUGAAGCUGAAGGCUGCUGAAGAGAUUGGGAUCAAAGCCACGCACGUUAAGUUACCAAGAACAGCCACAGAAUCUGAGGUGUUAAAGUAUGUUACAUCAUUGAAUGAAGACCAGACUGUCCACGGUUUCAUAGUACAGCUGCCUUUAGACUCGGAGAACCCCAUUAACACUGAAGCAGUGGUCAAUGCGAUCAUACCCGAAAAGGAUGUGGAUGGGUUAACUAGCAUUAGUGCUGGAAAACUUGCUAGAGGUGACCUCAAUGACUGUUUCAUCCCUUGUACGCCUAAAGGAUGCUUGGAACUCAUCAAAGAGACAGGGGUGCAGAUCGCUGGAAGGCACGCGGUUGUGGUCGGGCGCAGUAAGAUAGUCGGUGCCCCAAUGCAUGACUUGCUUCUGUGGAACCAUGCCACCGUGACCACCUGCCACUCCAAGACGGCCAAUCUAGGCGAGGAGGUAAAUAAAGGUGACAUCCUGGUGGUUGCAACUGGUCAGCCGGAAAUGGUAAAAGGGGAGUGGAUCAAGCCUGGGGCAAUAGUCAUCGACUGCGGGAUCAAUUACAUCCCGGAUGAUACAAAACCAAAUGGGAAAAAAGUGGUGGGUGAUGUGGCCUACGAUGAGGCCAAAGAGAAGGCGGGCUUCAUCACUCCUGUUCCUGGUGGCGUGGGGCCCAUGACGGUGGCAAUGCUGAUGCAGAGCACAGUCGAGAGCGCAAAGCGUUUCUUGGAGAAAUGUAAGCCAGGAAAGUGGAUGAUUCAGUAUAACCACCUUAACCUCAAGACUCCUGUUCCAAGUGACAUUGAUGUAUCACGAUCUUGCAAGCCGAAGCCCAUUGGCAGCCUGGCCCGGGAAAUUGGUCUGUUUUCUGAAGAGGUGGAAUUGUACGGUGAGACAAAGGCCAAGGUUCUGCUGUCCACACUGGAACGCCUAAAGCACCAGCCUGACGGGAAAUACGUGGUGGUGACGGGGAUCACUCCAACGCCCCUGGGAGAAGGGAAGAGCACGACCACCAUUGGACUGGUGCAAGCCCUCGGCGCCCAUCUUUCUCAGAACGUCUUUGCGUGUGUGCGACAGCCUUCUCAGGGCCCCACCUUUGGAAUAAAAGGUGGCGCUGCAGGAGGCGGCUACUCACAGGUCAUUCCCAUGGAAGAGUUUAAUCUCCACCUCACUGGUGACAUUCAUGCCAUCACUGCAGCGAAUAACCUUGUCGCCGCGGCCAUCGAUGCCCGGAUGUUCCACGAACUGACGCAGACAGACAAGGCUCUCUUCAACCGUUUGGUACCGUCUGUAAAUGGAGUGAGAAAGUUCUCUGAUAUCCAAAUCCGAAGGUUACAGAGACUAGGCAUUGAGAAAACCGACCCUACCACACUGACCGAUGACGAGAUAAACAGAUUUGCAAGAUUGGACAUUGAUCCAGAAACCAUAACUUGGCAAAGAGUAUUGGAUACCAAUGACAGAUUCCUGAGGAAGAUCACCAUCGGACAGGCUCCAACAGAGAAAGGAUACACACGGACGGCCCAGUUUGAUAUCUCUGUGGCCAGUGAAAUCAUGGCUGUGCUGGCUCUCACCAGUUCGCUGGAAGACAUGAGAGACAGACUGAGCAGAAUGGUGGUGGCAUCCAGCAAGAAGGGGGAGCCCAUCAGUACCGAAGAUCUGGGGGUGAGUGGUGCAUUGACAGUGCUCAUGAAGGAUGCAAUCAAGCCCAAUCUCAUGCAGACGCUGGAGGGCACUCCAGUAUUUGUUCAUGCUGGACCGUUUGCCAACAUCGCACAUGGGAAUUCCUCUAUCAUCGCAGACCGGAUUGCACUCAAGCUUGUUGGCCCUGAAGGGUUUGUGGUGACUGAAGCAGGAUUUGGAGCAGACAUUGGAAUGGAAAAGUUUUUUAACAUCAAGUGCCGGUAUUCUGGUCUCCGCCCUCACGUGGUGGUGCUUGUGGCCACGGUCAGGGCCCUUAAGAUGCACGGAGGCGGCCCCACGGUUACUGCUGGACUGCCUCUCCCCAAGGCUUACACAGAGGAGAACCUGGAGCUGGUUGAAAAAGGUUUCAGUAACUUAAGGAAACAAAUUGAAAAUGCCAGAAUGUUUGGAGUUCCAGUGGUAGUGGCCGUGAACGCAUUCAAGACAGAUUCGGAGGCUGAGCUGGACCUUGUCAGCCGCCUUGCCAAAGAACAUGGGGCUUUUGAUGCUGUGAAGUGCACGCACUGGGCAGAAGGGGGCAAGGGCGCCUUAGCCCUAGCUCAGGCCGUCCAGAGAGCAGCUCAGGCUCCCAGCAGCUUCCAGCUCCUUUAUGACCUCAAGCUCCCAGUUGAGGAUAAAAUCAGGAUCAUUGCUCAGAAGAUUUAUGGGGCUGAUGACAUUGAACUGCUUCCUGAAGCUCAACACAAAGCCGAAGUCUACACAAAACAGGGCUUUGGGGACCUGCCCAUCUGCAUGGCCAAAACACACUUGUCCUUGUCUCAUAACCCAGAGCAGAAGGGUGUGCCCACAGGCUUUGUCUUGCCCAUCCGUGACAUUCGCGCCAGCGUCGGGGCCGGUUUUCUGUACCCUUUGGUAGGGACGAUGAGCACAAUGCCUGGACUCCCCACGCGGCCCUGUUUCUAUGAUAUUGAUUUGGACCCUGAAACUGAACAGGUGAAUGGGUUGUUCUAAACAGAUUGCCCCUCUUCAAGAAGCUGCUCCGAACAUUUGGCCGGUGUCCAUUCAGGCCGACUGUUGGUUAGGAGGUGUGGGGAAGUCGAGAGAAGUCAGCCCCUGCCCUGAAGAUCGUAGGAAAUGAAGAGCAGGCGUUUCCCCAGUAGCCUUUCUUCGGUCUUAAUUCCCACCAUCAUGUAUAAAUUAACAUAAAUCAUGCACAAGUCUGCUUUAUUGAAGUUCCACAGAAUAAAAGGAAAUGAUUUUGC